AGUCUAAUGAGUCCAUUAUUGUCUUGGUAGUUGCAGGAGGGUAAGCGGCUGAUCCUCAAAUUAUAGGAACCCAGGCGUGAUUAAACAAGGGGCGGUUACAAAGAAGCGCCUCUCUGUAUGUGAGGGAGCCUAGACCCUUGAAUCGACAGCUUCGUUGCAAGGUAAUAUGCAGCGUUUUUGCUUUUGAGCCCCCUUGCAAGGUGUACCCAAGGGGUUCGGUGUGCGACAAUGGCUGUACCCGACGAAGAUAUGACCCAUCAUAUCGAGAGAAAUAUCAUGAUAAAUUCUGAACAUGCCAGUGGUGAACUUCCUCUCACUUCCGCCCGCAAGAUGGCUCCAAGCAUCCCAACGCCUCUAGUCACGGCCGUUGAGGGCGACACUCGGCAGAAUGCAAAACUGGGCCCGGACCAGAUCAUAGCAGCGCCUGUAGACUACCUCUUGUCUCUACCUGGAAAAGACCUCCGCAGCCGCCUGAUCGCCGCUUUCAACGAAUGGCUCAACGUCCCAUCGGACAAACUCGAUCUUAUCCGACGAGUGAUCGAGCUCUUACACACUGCCUCACUACUGAUUGACGACAUUCAGGACUCCUCCAAGCUCCGGCGGGGUCAACCGGUCGCUCACAGCAUCUUUGGAGUUGCGCAGACGAUCAACUCAGCAAACAGUGCAUAUUUCGAAGCCCAGCAUGAGCUGCACAAGUUGAAUGACCCCCGCGCAAUUCAGAUAUUCACAGAGGAACUUCUUCGGCUGCACCGCGGGCAGGGGAUGGACCUGUACUGGCGGGACUCCCUGACAUGCCCGUCCGAAGAAGAAUAUCUCGGAAUGGUGGCUGAUAAAACGGGAGGGCUGUUUCGGCUCGCAAUUAAGCUCAUGCAGUGUUCGAGCAAUAGUAGUUACGACUACGUCCCUCUUGUCGACUUGAUGGGCGUCAUCUUUCAGAUUCGCGAUGAUUACCAGAAUCUACAGAGUGGGACGUACAUUCAGAAUAAGGGAUUCGGGGAGGACUUGACGGAGGGCAAGUUCUCGUUUCCUAUAAUUCAUGCAAUCCGGCAUGGCGCGCAGAGCAUACAGCUCCUCAACAUUCUCAGGCAGAAGACGGAAGACGUGACUGUCAAAAGAUACGCGAUAGGUAUUAUGGAAGCUGCGGGGAGCUUUGCAUAUUGCCGCGCAAGGAUAGCAGAACUGGCCACAGAGGUGAGGUUGAUGCUCCAGGAAAUUGCGCGCUCUACGACCGGGACUGGCGCUGGGGGGGGAAAGGAGUCACCGAGUUCCUUGAUGCGCUGGAGAUCAAACAGGACAGUUCAUUUUCUCAUUGUGCAAUCGGCACGGAGGGGUCGUGAUAGUCUAACGUAGUAGUGUAAUUAUAUAGUAGACCAGCCAUCGUCAAUGGGAAGAACAGCUC
Aspergillus novofumigatus IBT 16806 is the source of this 1399-nucleotide messenger RNA. RefSeq names its product FPP/GGPP synthase family protein. Lineage: Eukaryota; Fungi; Ascomycota; Eurotiomycetes; Eurotiales; Aspergillaceae. Gene Ontology annotation, biological process: isoprenoid biosynthetic process. The record is from RefSeq and is a predicted model, not a curated record. The coding region runs from base 229 to 1350 and encodes 373 amino acids. The transcript is spliced from 4 exons. Gene Ontology annotation, molecular function: prenyltransferase activity.